AUGGCCACGGCACUCCAGUUUGAAGGGCUUCCAGACGGGCUCGAUCCGGGGUUUCAGAGUGUUGUGAAUUUUGAGCCUCCUAGAUCGAGCGACGGCACCGACUAUGCGUCUCGAGAUCAUACAGACGACCAGCAGCGGCAUGCGCCGUAUGUUUCGUUCGGCGAUGGAACUGUAACGGCAACGAGCGGCGCAUUCGGGUCCAUUCUCCGCGUCAGCCAGUACCUUGAUCGACCAGAUUUGAUCUCGAGAAUGCUUGUAUUAGACUAUCCGCAUGCGCCGCCUCCCUUCUGCAUCGUUGCUCGCGCCGAUGACUUGAUGAGCCAGGCGCAAUCCCAUCGAAACGGGUUCGGCUUGCGAAUCUCGCAGGUUGGCGGCGACAAUGUCACCGAGGACCAGACGGCACCCGUAAUGACAUAUCUGGGAGAUCGCUGGCCGCGCAUUCGAUAUAGCAUCGGCUAUGGAAUCAACGUCAGGGUCGAUCUGGUGUGCCAUGGCCAUAUGGUACUGCAGCGGAUGUGCAUCACGAACGAAAGCGCGAUCAAGGAGACGCUAUAUCUGGAGUUUGACCCGUGUUUCCUUUUGCGAGAUCUGGAUUACACAACCCCCAAGCACGUGCCCAGUGAUUCCAAGGAAGAGACCUGUGAUUGCAAGGACGACGUGCCCAGUGAUUGCUAUCGAGGCCCGCACGGCCGCAGCCUGAUUAAGAUGGAACGGCUGUCGUCGACUAGCCGUGGCAAACAAUUGUCUGUGAUCGUCGGCCUUUGGAAAGAUGGGGUUUCCCAGGAGCUGAAAGACGCUUCUGUAUUGUCUAUUAAACACGACAUGAAAUAUCGAGCGUCAAUAGAAUAUGUGGCCGUCUUCAAGAUACAGAAUCAGAGUCACGAUGGGACCUUUGCAUGGAAGGAUUUUGUCAUUGCAGGUGCUGAAGUAAACAGAUGUCUUCGAGAGUUGCCGGUGGAAUCUGUCAGCUGGGAAUGGCCACGGGCAGAGCAAAAGCACACGCGCUGGUCUCUCCGUCGUAACCUCGAGCAUAUAUUGGGAACUUGCAGUGUCUACCUACCAACCAAGAACCUGGAGCAUGGUUUGACGCCAGCUGAGGGACAGGCUCGGCCGAACACCGGGGUAGAUGAGGGACGACCCCAAGUGUCUGUGUCCGUUGAGAAUAAUGACGCCCCUCAGAUCAUCCUAGAAACGCCGGAAGGGGACAGUUACGUUAUCCAAGAGCCAGACCCAACCAGGUUCGAGCUGCUGAAGAUCAAUGAGCCGCGGAAGAUCAACGAGCAACAGAGCGCCCCUAGCCCUCGGAUAACGGAGGAAAUAAGCCCUGAAACCGGCUCGUUUUCCAGCGCUAUCAGUCUGACAUGCGGUGACUUUGGAGACCAUCGAGUGUGCAUAUCUGGAAGCUACUUCGCAUUCAUGUUCAUGCUCAAGAUGUACCAACAUGCACGACAUAGCACUCUGCAGAAAUCACAGAGCUCUGAAUGGGUACGCACCCAAAAUUCCAUGAGACGUAUCCACGAGACAUGCAAGGGCCACCUUCUGUGGCUAUCGCGACUUGCCAACAAAGACCUCUUUUCUACCAACCUCUGGGUCGAUGGAACUAGCAUCCCUAGCAGCUCAGACACAUCCCUGCCGCCGGACAGUCCUCCGAAUGUGCCUUAUCACAUCCUUAAGGAAUGGGUAUAUCACCUGCGUGCUACCAAAAAUCGACUCUCGCCGACCUGGGAGCACCUGCAGAAUAUAUCCGACAUCCCGAUAUACCGUCUUAGUGAUCAAGUCUGGAUUUGGAAAGCUCUGCAUGAUGUUCAGCAGCUGAUUCAAAAAGUGCAAGAGGAAAAGAGGAAGAUCCUGUUGGAGACAAGGACUACGCAGACAGUUCGAAUGACAGUUGGCGCAGGCCAGGCUUCAUCCACUCGCGCACUUGACGACUUCUUGCGCGAGGUGGGCCCUUUGUUUCCCAGUCUGAGAAUGCGCAGACCACUCUCAACACACUCACUGGACUUCACAGUGGAGGACAUAAGAAAGCAGAACAUCCGACGCUUCACUCUUGAAAACGACGUGCUGAAGAAGCGGAUGUUGAGUGUGACCCGUUCUGCUCGAGAAACGCGCUUUCUCUUUCAUUCCCGGGACACAGUCUUAUACUACGGUAAAUCCUGGGGGUUCCUGAAGAAGGAUCAAAUGGAUAUAUUUGAGCAGCUGGUGAAGGCACAGAUUCAUCAUGACGAGGAAGGCGUCGAUGAAGCUCGAUGGGACAACUCGUUGCGCUACGCUCUGGCACUUCUCAUGGCCCAGUCCAAGCACCAGCUUGAUCAAUCGCGCCGCAACGAAGCUCUUCGCAAUCCUGAUUCAAGCGACUCUGCGGUCGAAGGACCUGAAGGAUCUGCUAGUCAGAGGUCCGCUAUACCGCAGACCAAGAAGUCCACUGAAAUCCCAGCAAAAGUUCUAGAGAAAGCCGUAAUCUCCCAUGAAAAGAGCGAGUCUGGCACCCGCUCCGAGCACCUUGCAGUCAUGGUUCAAAGGAGCCUCAAACGACAAAAUCCUCACGGCCGUUUGGUUGAUGCUAGUAACAUUGUCGAAGUGCCAGAGGAGUGGCUGUAUAAGUACCCCGAUUUCCUCGACUAUGAGCCACCCGGAAAAUCUGAUAUCGAGAAGAUAAUCAGAGAAGCACAGCUGUUAUCGGGAAAUAUAAAGAACACUCCUAGUGAUAUUGUUCGACAAAUGAAGGAUGAUGCGGAGAAUUCCAGUCGGUACAGUUAUAUUGUGGAUGUUCGAAAAAGUAGGAAGCAGCACAAGCGGGGCAGGUUGGCCAAGUUUGAAAUGUACAGAUUUUGGAGCUUCCAUGCCUUGUGGAAAUAUCUUAGGCAACCGCGUUACGCAUUCUCUGCGAAGAAAAGGUUCAUCUAUCUGAAGUCGAUCGAUCCAGUUCGAGCCGUGAUCUGCUACGCCGCAUCUCCCGAGUCCGAAAGAAUGAGCCUUGCCCAGUUCUUCGACCGCCACGGGAAGUCAAAGCCCUAUCUACACGACGAUACGAUGGUUGCGCUCAACCUGUGGGUCACCGAGGUUUAUUUUCAGUACUUUUAUAAACUGAAUCAUGAUCAGAAGCCGCCUGGUCAAUCUGGACUAAAGUGGGCAAUGUUCGAACAACUCAAGUCCUCAGGUUGUCCGUUUUACCUGGUCACUGCCUUCACUGGCUUCCGCAUCGUUGGCGACUUCUUUGACCGAUACUGGACGUGCCACUAUGUUGACGGUGAUAUUGACGGCGACACAGACUCUAUCAACGAUGACCCCUCUCACUGGCAACAGAGAAGAGUGCUCGAGCUGAUCCUGCUCAGCCGCGCACUGGAAAAAGUCUGCAUGAACACGGAAGAGAUCCUCGAAGAGGUCGAGAGAGAGCCCAGAGAGAAUCAGUACUCGCCUCUCGACGAUCAAUAUGACAGUUUUGAAGACAGGAGCCCCGAAAACCUUCGAGAAUGCGAGAGGAUCCUGCUCCUCCUGAAAAGGAACAUGAUCAGUCUGCGGGAAGUCAUCGACCAGUGGGAUAUGCGUGAGAGCUCGCAGGGCAGAGAACGACCGCGCUGGACUCGCCGCGACGAGCAGAAGUAUCGAAAAUCAGUCAAGCAGAAGCGAGCCCAGCUCGAGGGCCAUGUCCGCGAUGUGCGCACCAAGGAAAUCCACAUAGAGUUCCUGCUCGGCCGGGUCACAAGUGCCCAGGAAGCCAUUCGCUCUAAAAAAUCCCUGCGAGAAGCAGAGAAUAUCACGCUCUUCACCUAUGUCACUGUCUUCUUCCUGCCCACCGGGCUGGCCGUGAGUAUCUUCAGCAUGGGUGAUGUCCCAAGCGGGACAGUCGUCGGGCGGAUGGUUAUUACUGCUGUCGUGGCCCUUGUCAUCACCGUCUCGAUACUGUACGGGGUUCUCCAUCGUUUUCAGUUCCUCGGCCGCUUCUGGAAAUCCGAAAAGCCCACUUUAGGCCGUAAAAAGGCUACUGGUACUGUGAAGAAGCCAGACGACGCGCCUGGGAGGCCGUUGGUGCAGGAUAGCGUUUCAACAAAAUGGUCUCCCAAAGGGUGGUUGGUUUCGCUAAGACGAUUAGAUACUAGGAGCCUAAACGAUGACCCUGCUUCAAAGCAUGUGUAA
Aspergillus nidulans FGSC A4 is the source of this 4134-nucleotide messenger RNA. RefSeq lists its product as uncharacterized. Gene Ontology annotation, biological process: metal ion transport; transmembrane transport. The record is from RefSeq and is a predicted model, not a curated record. Gene Ontology annotation, cellular component: membrane. The transcript has 5 exons. Gene Ontology annotation, molecular function: metal ion transmembrane transporter activity. Bases 1 to 4134 code for a protein of 1377 amino acids. Lineage: Eukaryota; Fungi; Ascomycota; Eurotiomycetes; Eurotiales; Aspergillaceae.